Haliotis rubra (blacklip abalone) is the source of this 2118-nucleotide messenger RNA. Its product is annotated as protein FAM181B-like. The transcript has a single exon. Lineage: Eukaryota; Metazoa; Mollusca; Gastropoda; Lepetellida; Haliotidae. The record is from RefSeq and is a predicted model, not a curated record. Bases 532 to 1629 code for a protein of 365 amino acids.
CAGCAGGCGUGAGCACGAGAGUCGCAGACGACAAUCUCCAUCCCGGAUCUACACUUGGGCCAGUCAAUCAAGCGUCACAUUGUGUUUGCAUUGCGGUGUUGGGAUAGAAAAGGACAUAGUGAAGCAAGCCGAGGAGGAGUGAUCGCCAAAUCUGGACGACCAAUCCGGUUGACAGACGGUCCCAUAAAGAGACCUAGGAUUAGUGUGGUCGCUUACAAUAAUCUUAUUUUGAAAGGUUAAUUUAUUUCCACCCAUCGCUAUUUAUACGUUGUGGGAAGUCAACACCAGGUUGGAUCACUUAAUACCCGGCGGCAUAACUUCAGCUCAGGCGUGCACUUUCCUCGAGGAUUUUCCUGGUUCGGUCUAACACUGUGGUUCUUAAAACUUAUUUUGUGACAUGGCGGAUGUGUAACUACGCCUUGAUCAAAUUGGAAGUCACAUCUUUCAAAUUGGCCAAGUGGCUGUGCUGUCAUACGACUUGUGGACAUAUGACCUAAGGUUCAAGUUGAAUCCCGAAAAAGAAGUUUCAAAAUGACCAGCUUGAUGUCAUCACCAUCCGUGAACCUUGAUUCUGAGAUGCAGGAAAGGGAUGACACUGCAAAUCUGUUGAACUUUGUUGACAUGGCUUCAAGUAACAUCAAACUUGCUCUGGACAGACCGUCAAAGUCGAAAAGGAAGGUAAAUCACAGAAAAUACCUCCAGAAGCAACUGAAACGAUGCGGUGGCUCCCCGAGGCGCUCUGGAGAAAGCAGAACUGGUGUUGUGAACAAUGUGUCUUCUGGGAGCAAACCUAACAGGAAAGAAACGUCACAGAUUGGUGUUCAGAUUAAGUCUCUCCAAGCUCUGUUUGAUCCCCGGACGCUCCAUGAACGUUGUUGUACUGAUCAACCCAAAACAACUGGUCCAAAACAAUCACUGAGAAGUCGAAAUUUACCAGCAUCAUUUUUCACGGAGCCGGGAGCAAGAACUGGGGACCGAGAUGGUUUGGAUGUUGUCGACCCUGUGAUGCCACCGUUGGCGUUAGCGACGUUUAAUACAUUAGGGUUCGAUCCUACAUUAACCUCAUACCCGUCCUUACCCGCGGACACGAUUGAGAGUAUCUUGGGACAGACCGACAUUAGUGAUUUGUUAUCGGGGUCUUGGCAGGACCCCCCACGUGAUGCAGCCCGGACCCCCGGGAGUGUUGGGACUUGUAGUCCAAGAUCAUUCUCAGACUCGUCGGAAACCUACUGCAGUUCGUCCCCCGAUCUCUCAACCCGAAGCCCGUCAUGGCCGUGCUCAAACUCAAAUAUGGCGGCAAAUUUCAUGCAGUCCAAUGAAGAAAAUGUCAACAACUUCAACAUCUACCAGCAACAUCAACAGUCUCAUCACCAUCAUCACGUACAGCAACAACAACCACAACACAAUAACGAACAUUUCCAUCUGAAUUUUAGUCAAAUCGCACCUGUUUCACUGGAAACUGAGAGCCAUUUCCCCAAUCAGCAGACGAUAUCCGGUAUGUCGUCUGCCACAACAUCAUUGCCCGGAUUCCAUCAGACAUUUCCAAACUCUUUCGCAGUGCGCCAAGGCAAUGUGAUUCCUUCAUCGUGGCAGGGAGUAAACAUAGAACCCAACUAUACCUAUUUGUAAUUUAUCUGUAUUACAUGUACUCCAUAUUUGCAAUGACGAACUGCCAUUUUGAAACUGUGCCAUAAUUAAUUUGUGCAAGAAGUUCCGACGACUCGUCCGUUUCACGGAGCGACGAAUAACUAGCUUUCACGUCGAAAGUCAGCAAGGUAUAUAUUUAUAACUGUGACAUACCUUAUAAAUUUGACGGAUUCAGGAUAAACUGAUUUAUCAUCAGGUUUAUGAUGAUUAUUAGAACAAGUAAUAUGUCUUUAAAUGUAACAUGUGUACAAACAUGACGUGUACAUGACAUUUGUCCUGAAUUUAUUUUGGGAUGCAUACUACACAUUAUUAUCAUAUGCUUCAUUGUAUAUCAAACAUUCGUAAACUAUCGGUGAUGAGGGAAAUUGUUUCCUAUGAAAACAGAUUCCACGUCACUGCUCAUUGUGAACAAGAUGCUGUUGUAGCUCCAUGUCAUGUUCAUAAUCAACGACCUAAACAUGUGAUAUAACA